AUUCUUCCGGGGCACGUCAACCGGAGGCGGGGCUAUACGUGCCAUGGAAACCGCGAGGUGACCCACCGGAUGCCCGAGAGAGCUGCCAGGUUAAUGUGGCCUAUCCAAAAGAAGGCGAGUCACCUGUUAAAACUGCUACCAUGUCAGACCAGAAUUACAGACAAUUAGAUGAGAGUGGAUCAGAAGAUCAUGGGUCUAAGCCAGAUCUCAGUGAUAGCCUUGAGCCGGUGGUGGAGGGGGAACCAUUUACAAGCUAUUUUGAUGAAAAAAUCUCCAUUCCAGAGGAUGGAGGUCAAUGGUUCAGUUUCCGUAAACUUUGGGCCUUUACUGGACCUGGCUUCUUAAUGAGCAUUGCCUAUCUAGACCCAGGAAACAUUGAAUCGGACUUGCAGUCUGGCUCUGUUGCUGGUUUCAAGCUGCUCUGGGUUCUUCUGACUGCUACGGUUAUAGGCCUCCUUCUCCAGCGCCUAGCUGCCAGGUUGGGAGUAGUGACUGGUCUGCAUUUAGCAGAAAUGUGCAAUCGGCAGUAUCCAAAGGUUCCCCGGAUAAUGUUAUGGCUAAUGGUGGAGCUGGCUAUUAUUGGAUCUGAUAUGCAAGAAGUCAUUGGUUCAGCUAUUGCUCUCAAUCUACUGUCUGUCGGAAUAAUUCCAUUGUGGGGAGGAGUGUUGAUUACAAUCGUAGACACCUUUUUCUUCCUGUUUCUGGAUAAAUAUGGGCUGCGGAAACUGGAAGCAUUUUUUGCUGUCUUAAUUACAGUCAUGGCAGUGACAUUUGGAUAUGAGUAUGUGCGAGUUCGUCCUGACCAAGGCCAGCUUCUGAAAGGCAUGUUUUUUCCUUACUGCGCUGACUGUGGGACUCCUCAACUUGAGCAGGCAGUUGGUAUUGUGGGAGCUGUCAUUAUGCCUCAUAACAUGUACUUGCAUUCAGCUUUAGUUAAGUCCAGGGAAGUGAACCGCGCCAACAAAAAAGAAGUAAGAGAAGCAAAUAAAUACUUCUUUAUCGAGUCCACUUUAGCCCUCUUUUUGUCUUUCAUCAUCAAUGUCUUCGUUGUGGCAGUGUUUGCCCAGGCCUUCUAUAAUAAGACCAACGAAGAAGUGCUGAACGAGUGCAUCAACAAGACUAUUGGCGGGCAGAGUGCCAUGUUGUUUCCAAACAACAAUGAGACUUUGAAUGUGGACAUUUACAAAGGGGGAGUGGUCCUAGGAUGCUAUUUCGGGGCCCCGGCUCUCUACAUCUGGGCUGUGGGCAUCUUAGCUGCAGGUCAAAGUUCAACAAUGACUGGUACCUACUCUGGUCAGUUUGUCAUGGAGGGCUUUCUUAACCUAAAAUGGUCCCGGUUUGCUCGAGUCGUCCUUACCCGAUCUAUCGCUAUUACUCCCACUCUACUAGUGGCCAUUUUCCAGGAUGUUCAACACCUCACUGGUAUGAAUGAUUUCCUCAAUGUGCUUCAGAGCCUGCAGCUUCCAUUUGCUCUGAUCCCAGUGCUCACAUUCACCAGCCUCAGGACCGUAAUGAAUGACUUUGCAAAUGGGCUGGGUUGGAAGAUAGCUGGUGGCAUCUUGAUACUUAUUGUAUGUUGCAUAAACAUGUACUUUGUGGUCGUAUACGUGUCAUCACUUGACAACGUUUGGCUGUAUGUCGGAGCAUCCAUCUUGUGCAUUGCAUAUCUCUGCUUCGUGGCAUAUUUGACAUGGCAAUGCUUGGUUGCUUUGGGCCUGAAGUUCCUUGAAUGCGGGCAGACGUAUAACCUUGGCCUGAGCAACUAUCCAGAGCUUUUCCUCUUACACAAUAUGGAGAAAGAAGAGGUCUCGACCCCCCGAUGAUGCUGGGUCACAUGGCACAGCACUGAUUAGCCCUUCUAGACACCACAUCUAGAAGCACUCAGGAGUACAGAGGUGCCAUGCUAUUAGUACCAAAUUAACUUUGUAGCAGGUGAAGUAGAGCAAAAAGAUCAUCAACAUAAUU
Messenger RNA from Nanorana parkeri, 1965 nucleotides. RefSeq names its product solute carrier family 11 member 2 (gene SLC11A2). NCBI's taxonomy places the organism in Eukaryota, Metazoa, Chordata, Amphibia, Anura, Dicroglossidae. Gene Ontology annotation, cellular component: plasma membrane. Bases 141 to 1823 code for a protein of 560 amino acids. The record is from RefSeq and is a predicted model, not a curated record. Gene Ontology annotation, biological process: metal ion transport. The transcript is spliced from 17 exons. Gene Ontology annotation, molecular function: manganese ion transmembrane transporter activity; iron ion transmembrane transporter activity; cadmium ion transmembrane transporter activity.